CCAUCCACACAUUUUUACCACUCCUGUAAUCCUCUCUCUCACCCACCCUCUCAAGUCUCACCCACCCAUCAAUCUUCAUCUCUCCCUUUAUUUUCCUUUUCUUCGGAAGACGAAGGAAGAGGAAGAAGUAGGAGAAGAAGAGAAGGAACGAAUCAAGGAAAGCCCCGAUGAUCUCGACCUCUCCCAACUUGUGUUGUGGCCUUCUCUCUGCGAUUCAGCUCGAUCGCUGUCUCUUUCUCUCUCUAUGAUGCCAAAUUUUCGACGAUAAAGCAACAACCUUGCUAAGGAAGGAGGUUCGUUCGAUUUCUGGUUAGCUAGGUUGUGAGUUUUCCUAAACACAUCGAUCUUAUUUAUCUACAUCUUCUUUCUAUCUAAGUUGAUUUUUUUUGGGUUUCUCUUUUCUCUUCCUUAAGUAGAAGUACUUUCUCCUUCUAUUUUUUUUUUCUGCAAACGACGAAGAGAAGGGAAGGCAUGAAUGACGACGAUGGUGUGAUUAGAAGGUCGGCAAUGGGCGCCAGUGAUGCUCCUGGCGACAGGUGAGAGUCUUUUAGCAUAUUGUAUCUUUUGGGAUUUUUGGUUUGGCUUGAAUUCUCACUACUACUUAUCUUUUAUUUUUGGCAUUUUCUAUCAGGAAGAAGGAAGUGAUUCCUCGGCCAACGACUAACAUAUGAAAGAAUAAAAUGGCCUCCCGCCAGAGCUGGGGCACCUAUCAAUGCCGACCAAGGUAAGUUGUUUUUGUGAAUUUAUUUCCUUCUCAUUUUUGGUAUGUUUGGAUUUUUUAUUUGUUGGUUCCUGCUACCCUAAUAGGAAUUUUCCUUUUUGGCCUUCGGGUUCGUGCAAUAGGCAUGAUAGUGGAGUUAGCUGUUGCCGGUGUAGAUUUCCGAAGGUAGUAGAGGUGACGAGGGUUGCCCACUGCUCUCUAGCACUCUCUAGGUAAGGGUUUUCUUUUUCUUUUUGGUCGUUGGUUAUGUUUUUAGUCUGCGUCUUCAGUCUUCUUUAUUUUGGGGAUUUUCAGUCCUAGCCUUUUUGGUCUUUGCAUACUUAAUGGAUUUGGUUCAUUAUUUGGUUGGCAGAGGGAAGAAUAUGAGAGUGUUGGUUUAGAAGAGAAGAAGAAGGCAAAUAAAUUACCUUUUGGAGGUUUUAUUUCAAAUUAACUAUUUGAUAGGUCCAUGUUUGGUUCAAUCAUGUUUGUGGAUGUUCUACCUUAACUAAAUAUCAUCUUUGGGGUGUUGGUUUCAUCCGUGUACAGGAAGUUCUCGCUAUGAUAUGGAGAAUGCAAAGAAGAAGACAAUGAGUAAGCUGUAAGCAGCAGCGUAGAGUAUGAUUUUCCCCAUCAAAUCUCAUGAUUUAGUAGCGUUUUUUGCUAGUUAUCACGGUGCUAACCCCUAUAAGGGUUAACACCUAAUUCCAUCCCGCUGGCGAUUGUCUUCGCCCUUCUAGUCGAUGCCUCUCGUUCUAACAGAAGAGGGAUUUUCUCUCCUGCUAAUCGACUGCGGUUGGAGAUCUAGAUUGACCAGGGAGGUCUUCUCGAGCUUUUGAACCCAAAUCGUCACCAAUCUUUGCCUGUGUUUUGAGGAAGAGGAAGGGGAUCCAAAGACAGGCACUGGGAUUCCUCCCCUGUUUGUGCCGAUUCGCUCCUUAACACCAAAUUGAAGCUCGCCUCGCCACCGGAUCGUGGGGCUUAGUUUUAGCCGAGAGAGGACAAAUCGAUUAGGGAACUCUACCCCGGAUCGUCUUCUGAACUUUCGCCUCGAAAGGCGCCAACUUAGGAGGAAGACAAAGCGAUUAAGCAGCCAAUAUGCUUAUUGGGCUUGGGAAAGCCCAUAAUUUGAUUUGAACCUCUGCAGCCCAAAUCGUGCACGUUGUAUGUAUCUUCCUUUUACCUCCUCCCUACCUUCCCUAUCUCUCUCGCCGCUUCCACGCUCCAAAAAAAGACACUCCAGCUCCCACUCCUCCCUCCGAUUCGCAGGCUGCCGUCUCUAUCCCGUCGUAUUUGUUCGAAGUAAGAUAUCCGCUUUUCCUUUUCCUACCUAUCUUAUCUUAGAUCAUGAAAUGGGUGUCGAAUUCCAAGUGAGUGAUUGAUUCUUCACCGAUUGUACUUCCAUUGUCAGUUUUCCGGCGAAUAAACUUCUCGUUAUAGCUCCCAUGCUCUUGCUUGAAAAUUUCAUCAGGCUGUUUAUGGUGUUCCUGAGAUGGAAACUAUAGACAAAAGUUGAACUGUUAACUAGGGAAAAGAUUGGUGCAAUUUUGGACAAGAUUGGAUUGGUAUUUGAGAAUGUAUUUGAAAGGAGGGACUUUGCUUUUGGGUACCCACUAAUGAAUUCAAACUCCUUUCUGCUUCGCAAAUGCAUCUAGAAUGGAAAGUGAUGACAUAGUAGGAGGAGGAGAUAAGCUAAUACUAAGAGGUCUGAAGUUCCAUGGGUUUCAUGGGGUGAAGCAGGAAGAGAGGUCACUGGGGCAGAAGUUUCUGAUCGAUGUAGAUGCCUGGAUGGACCUCCGAGCAGCUGGAAUCUCCGAUCAGCUGACUGACACCAUCAGCUACACUGAUAUCUACCGCAUUGUGAAAGAAGUUGUUGAAGGACCACCGCAGAAUCUGCUGGAGUCUGUGGCUCAAAAGAUUGCAACUAAAACUCUGACAAACUACCCUCGAAUCUCUGCUGUGCGGGUGAAAGUCGGGAAGCCUCAUGUUGCUGUACAUGGACCUCUAGAUUAUCUGGGGGUCGAGAUCCUCCGACGGCGUUGAGAUGUGGAUCUACCAAACGGUGAUAACUUGUGUAACGUUGUGCGGGAAAUUAUCAAUCCCCAUCUACUACUUCGGGGUUUGUUUGCUGCACUUUUGUCUGUGCAGGAAUAUGCAGAUAAAAUGCUGUCAGUUUUUCAAGCAUGCAACUUUGGUUCAUGUGUGGGCGAAAGCCUUGUAGUCCAGUGAAACAUCCGUGACAAUGCUAAGAUAGUACCCCAAAUGGGUUGGAUUCUGAGCCUUUAUAACUCUCCUUUCUUUCAUUCUAAGCUAGGUCUCAAUUCUACCUCAUGUUAUUGAAUGACAAAUUGUGUUCAUUUGAUGUCUGUUGUAUGACGAGGAUGGAUAUCUUGCUCAACUCAUUGGCUAGAUUGUUGUAAUUGUUUAGAACCCGCAAAGAAGAGUCAUCCUAGUCCUACUAUUUUUGCUUACUGGAACCAUUUUGUUUGCCUGGAUAGUUGUAAUUGCUUAUGGGCAUAAUUCAAUAGUCAAAACCAACAAUGACUAGAGACUCGUACUUUUCACCCAAUUCUUCCUGUUAGUUCAAUUCUUUUGUUAAAAUUAGUAUUAUUAGGUCACUUACUGCUUGCUUAAACCGGUGAUUUAAUAGGGAUGAUCAGGAUUUUUGUCAAUUGAACUCCUAUCAAUUUGCUCUAGAGCUAAACGAGUGACUCAAGAUUGAUAUGAUUUUCGUCCUAAGUUACGCUAAUGUUGCAUUAUUUGCAAGCAAGUAGUGGCUUUCCCCCUUAUCUCUAAGAAUUAACUGUUAAUGAUAAC
Molecule: messenger RNA, 3517 nt
Organism: Linum trigynum
Lineage: Eukaryota; Viridiplantae; Streptophyta; Magnoliopsida; Malpighiales; Linaceae
Source: the annotation of a GenBank genome assembly